GCGUGUAAAUGGUGCGGAACCACUAAGUGAAAUGUAACGUCUGGGUUUGGGUUUAACUGGAAAAGUGUGUAUUUGUUUGAUCCAAACAAGGAAAUAUAGAUCAACGGACAAUUUAACGUAGGUAUUCAUACCCUUAACCAAAAAUUAUUUGUUUUGGUUAAACCAAGACACUGAUUCGAUCCACUCUGGGCUCAGUGACGUUACAUUAAGAAUAAUACCCGUUGAUCUUCCGUGUCGCUUCUGACUAAGUAAACAUGUAUCAACCAGCUGCAGUGGGAACGGGGGAACCACUCCCACUCCUCCUCGUCCACCACCUGCUGGGAGACGCAGAGCAGCCACAACAUACCUACCAGGGUUCCUGCGGGGUUUAAAGCGGGUCAGCUCGCAGGCUGACAAGCAUGGACAACAAAUCGUUCACCAAGGAGGUGGAUGGAUGGAUCGAACAGCUGAAUGAGUGCAAGCAGCUAACAGAGAACCAGGUUAAACUCCUGUGUGAGAAGGCCAAAGAAAUUCUUACAAAGGAGUCCAAUGUACAGGAGGUGAGAUGUCCGGUGACCGUCUGUGGAGAUGUCCACGGGCAGUUUCAUGACCUGAUGGAGCUGUUCAAGAUUGGAGGGAAGUCUCCAGACACCAAUUACCUCUUUAUGGGAGACUAUGUCGACAGAGGCUACUACUCCGUGGAGACAGUGACACUGCUGGUUUCACUUAAGGUACGAUUUCCUGAAAGAAUCACAAUUCUCAGAGGGAACCACGAGAGCAGACAGAUCACACAAGUGUAUGGUUUCUACGAUGAGUGCCUGAGGAAGUAUGGAAACGCUAAUGUCUGGAAGUACUUCACAGACCUGUUUGACUAUCUGCCCCUCACCGCACUAGUAGAUAACCAGAUUUUCUGCCUUCAUGGAGGAUUGUCCCCCUCUAUAGACACACUGGAGCACAUCAGAGCGCUGGAUCGGUUACAGGAGGUACCUCAUGAGGGUCCCAUGUGUGACUUAUUGUGGUCAGACCCAGAUGACCGCGGUGGCUGGGGAAUUUCCCCCCGUGGUGCCGGCUAUACAUUUGGCCAGGACAUAUCUGAAACUUUCAACCAUGCAAACGGCUUAACUUUAGUUUCAAGAGCCCACCAGCUGGUGAUGGAGGGUUUUAAUUGGUGCCAUGAUCGCAAUGUGGUGACAAUUUUCAGUGCACCAAAUUACUGUUAUCGUUGUGGAAACCAGGCAGCGAUCAUGGAGCUUGAUGACACCCUGAAGUACUCCUUCCUCCAGUUUGACCCUGCACCUCGCAGAGGAGAGCCUCAUGUAACUAGGCGCACACCAGACUACUUCAUGUAAACAUCACUGGUAGGAGGCUGCACAGAGGCCGGAGAAAAGGAGAAUGUACUGGGACACAGGCUUUGUGCCAUUAUAUUGACUUUCACACACACCUUCUCGAUUUGUACCUAUCUGUGCAUGACUUAAAUGCUAGGAAUGAUGGCCACUCUUUACUGUACUGUUACACUACCUGUUGGUAUGUCAGGAAAUGAAGAAUAUUCCUUAUGAAUCAGACUGUUUGGCCAAAUAAAGUCUUUGCACUGCAUCUGUUGUUUGGCAUGGCCUCUAACUCGAAGAUGCAGUAAAAGCAUUGUUAUUGAUAUUAUUGUUAUUAUUUUGUAGCCAAAGUACAACAACUUAUUCUGGAAGUAGGGUGGCAAGGUUAAAAGCCAGAAUUGCACUGAAAGAACUUGUUUGUUGUUUUAUACUGUUUCAAGUAGUUCUGCUUCUGUUAUCACUCACAAAACUGAAUGUAUUUAUUAAAAUCUGCUUUACCGCUGUAAAUGACCUUACAUGUGUGAUGUAACUUCAUGUUUUUCAGCAAGAACGAUCAAAAAUAAAGAGUUUGGCUGAU
This is a messenger RNA of Girardinichthys multiradiatus, 1881 nucleotides long. Its product is annotated as serine/threonine-protein phosphatase 2A catalytic subunit beta isoform-like. Gene Ontology annotation, biological process: peptidyl-serine dephosphorylation; mitotic cell cycle. NCBI's taxonomy places the organism in Eukaryota, Metazoa, Chordata, Actinopteri, Cyprinodontiformes, Goodeidae. Gene Ontology annotation, cellular component: cytosol. The transcript is spliced from 8 exons. Bases 399 to 1328 code for a protein of 309 amino acids. The record is from RefSeq and is a predicted model, not a curated record. Gene Ontology annotation, molecular function: protein serine/threonine phosphatase activity.